Molecule: messenger RNA, 1360 nt
Organism: Rattus rattus (black rat)
Lineage: Eukaryota; Metazoa; Chordata; Mammalia; Rodentia; Muridae
Gene: Actl9
Product: actin like 9
Exons: 1
Coding region: 60-1307 (415 amino acids)
Biological process (GO): axonogenesis; cell motility
Cellular component (GO): axon; synapse; NuA4 histone acetyltransferase complex
Molecular function (GO): nucleosomal DNA binding; protein kinase binding
Source: RefSeq, a predicted model, not a curated record
UAACCGGAAGAGAACAUGGUCCACUUUGUUAAACAGCAUUAGGAGGCCAGCUGCAGCCCAUGGAUGUCAAUGGAUACCCAAAGCCCCAGCCCUCCCCCGAAACUCGUGGGCCUCCUUCCCCGACCUCUAACACAGUCCUGGUGAGCAAGAAUCUAGAGCAAGAUUCCUUCAGUGUGGUGGGAGACAGGUUCCCACUGAAAACAGGUGCUGUGGUUAUUGACAUGGGCACAGGCACCUGUAAGGUAGGCUUUGCAGGACAAUCCCAACCCACCUACUCGGUGGCCACCAUCCUGGGUUGCCAGCCCAAGAAACAGGCUACCAAGGGCCAAUCGGAGCUGGAAACUUUUAUUGGGGAGGCAGCCCGCUCCCGCCCAGAACUGAGGUUGGUGAAGCCUAUUCGCAAUGGCAUUGUGGUGGACUGGGAAGCAGCCGAACUAAUAUGGCGACACAUCCUGGAACAUGAUCUCCGAGUAGCCACCCAGGAGCACCCUCUACUGUUUUCGGAUCCACCCUUCAGCCCUGCCACCAACCGAGAGAAGCUAGUAGAGGUGGCCUUUGAGUCUCUGCACUCCCCAGCCUUGUAUGUGGCCUCUCAAUCUGUAUUGUCAGUCUAUGCUCACGGUCGUGUUAACGGACUCGUUGUGGACACUGGCCACGGAGUCAGCUACACAGUGCCAGUUGUUCAGGGUUACAACUUACCCCAUGCCAUCCAACGCUUGGACCUGGCAGGCAACCAUCUUACUGCCUUCCUAGCAGAAAUGAUCCUGGGCUCUGGCUUCUCAUUGCAACAGGAGGACCUGGACUUGGUGGAGAACAUCAAACAUCGUUACUGCUAUUUGGCCUCAGAUUUCCAAAAGGAACAGGCCCGCCCAGAUCAGGAGUGCAAGCAAACUCUGAGGCUUCCUGAUGGACGGACUGUUACUCUGGGAAAAGAGUUAUUCCAGUGUCCAGAGCUCCUAUUCCAUCCCCCAGAGAUUCCAGGAUUAUCGCCCAUGGGCCUCCCAGCCAUGGCUGAACAGAGCCUCCUCAGGGUGCCUCAAGAUCUACGGCCCCAUGUGGCCCAGAAUGUGAUCUUAUGUGGAGGCUCCUCACUCUUCACCGGCCUGGAGAGUCGCUUCAGGACAGAGCUGCUACGUUCUCUGUCCCCUGAGGACCACGUAGUGGUGAUGGCACAGCCCAACAGGAAUCUUUCAGUGUGGAUCGGGGGCUCCAUUUUGGCCUCACUACAUGCUUUCCAGUCCUGUUGGGUCCUGCGGGAACAAUAUGAAGAAAUGGGACCCCAGGUUGUAUACCGAAAAUGCUACUAACAUGGGACAAGGAGGGAAGGGCUAAGGGCAGUAAAGCUUUCUUGAAAAGCAAA